Molecule: messenger RNA, 589 nt
Organism: Halteromyces radiatus
Lineage: Eukaryota; Fungi; Mucoromycota; Mucoromycetes; Mucorales; Cunninghamellaceae
Exons: 1
Coding region: 11-361 (116 amino acids)
Source: RefSeq, a predicted model, not a curated record
GGCCUAGCGCAUGCAAAAAUUGAACCAGGUCCAAUCAGAGAAGGUUUUUGGACCUACAAAAAAAAAAGGGCCUGGUCAAAAUGAAAAGCAAAUUCUUUCUUUUUGUCCUUUUUUUAGAAUGAAAAAAGUAACAAAAGAACAAGCCAUUUGCAUGCUAUUUUGCAAAGAAUAUAAUGAUGAAAAUGUCGUAAAUCUUGGAAAGCGUUUAAAAGAAAUGGAAUUAGAAGUCUGUUAUAUUCAUGAUCCAACCGAACCUGUUUUAAUCCCAAUUCGUUCGAUAUCGGUAAAUCCAUUAAAGUAUCACCUGUAUGUUCCUCUUUCCAUGAACAAGGGAAGUAAAACAAACAAUGACAAUAGUUGAAAUGCCUGCAUACUACUUUAUUUAUAUUUUUGUCCUACAUAUCAUUCAGUAUUUAUUUUCCAAUAAACGCUCUGGCGCUCCGCUGGAGCUUUUCGAAAUCAAAGAUUUGUGUGGACUCUAGAUUUUCUUUGGAAGGUGUGGACUAUAGAUUGUUUGGAAAGUGGGAUUAUAGAUUUGAUUGGAAGGUGUGGAUUAUAGAUUUGAUUGGAAGGUGUGGAUUAUAGUUUU